Messenger RNA from Dunckerocampus dactyliophorus (ringed pipefish), 762 nucleotides. RefSeq lists its product as uncharacterized. The record is from RefSeq and is a predicted model, not a curated record. NCBI's taxonomy places the organism in Eukaryota, Metazoa, Chordata, Actinopteri, Syngnathiformes, Syngnathidae. The transcript has 7 exons. Bases 160 to 762 code for a protein of 200 amino acids.
CGACGGAUACAGGGACAUUACAAUGGUUUAUGCAAAGGCUGUUUGGCUUGAGGGUGACAAACAGUUUGAAGGUGUCAUCCCAAAAAACUGGAUAGAGGAAGAAGGAAAUGUUGUGCGAUGGCCAAAGAAAAGUGUGCAUUCAGCCGAUAAAAAAAAAAGAUGGACCCAGAGGAUGACUGGAGCACGUUCCCACUUGUGAAAAUAAAGACAAUAUCAGACAAUGAGAAAGAUUGUGAAGACUAUAACUACACUUCAUCAGCCCAAACUGACCAUGAGGGUUCCACCAUCAUGCCAGAAGAAAUCAGGAAGAGACAUGUAAAGAAGAGGACAUAUGAUUUUGUUGAUGGUUUGCAUGCAUAUCCAAAGCCUCCUGAAAUCCAGAAGAACGAAUUUGUUUCUGCUACCAUUGAUCAAACCACUCCUAAGGGGUUGUCAAGGUCAAGGGAGCGUUCCAACUCCCCCGAUCACCAAUCAAGUCAUGGAAGUGAUGGAGGAUGUUCCACUUCUUGUUCUCAAUCAUCAGUGGGCUCAACUCCCAGACGCUCAUCUUCCAGAUAUGAGACACCAAUAACUCCAACUGACAACGGCAUGGCUAUAUUUCCAAUGCCCAUGGCCAAAUUCCAGAAAUGUGUCCUGAAGAAGCUUGUGGAGCUUACAGAGGAGGUAAAGCGCACUGGGGGUGCAGAGCCCAGUGCUUCAAGUUACCAUGUUCGAAGAAUGGAGAGGAUGGAGGAAGUUGAUAAGUUAGAGGACAUACUUUAA